This is a messenger RNA of Lachnellula hyalina, 1197 nucleotides long. RefSeq names its product Protein dom34 (gene dom34). Gene Ontology annotation, biological process: nonfunctional rRNA decay; RNA surveillance; ribosome disassembly. The record is from RefSeq and is a predicted model, not a curated record. Gene Ontology annotation, cellular component: cytoplasm. The transcript has a single exon. The coding region runs from base 1 to 1197 and encodes 398 amino acids. Lineage: Eukaryota; Fungi; Ascomycota; Leotiomycetes; Helotiales; Lachnaceae.
AUGCGUCUCCUAAAGCAAAACAUCGAGCGCGACGGCUCUGGCACCGUCACCCUCCUCCCCGAAGAGUCAGAAGACAUGUGGCACGCCUAUAACCUCAUCGCCCCAAACGACCUCUUAUACGCCUCCGCCAUCCGCCGCAUCGUAAAAGAAAGCGCAACGGGCAGCACCUCCUCUCAACGAGUGCGAACGGUCCUCUUGAUCCGCGUAACAGGCGUUGAAUUCGACGCACAAGCCGGACAACUACACGUCAGCGGACGUGUGUCGGGGGAUCAUCAGUUUGUGAAGAAUGGCGCGUUUCAUACCCUCGAUCUCGAGCUACAACGGCAGUUUACCCUCGAGAAGAGCGACGGCUGGGACUCGGUGGCGCUGGAUGUUGUGAGAGAGGCUGUUAAGCAGGAUAAAGAGGGGACGGUGCCUGCAGUUGUGAUGCAGGAAGGCCUGGCGAAUAUAUGUCUCAUUACGGAGCAUCAAACGAUCUUGAAGCAGCGAGUCGAGACUGGGGUUCCGAAGAAGAGAGCUGGGAGAUCAGGGGAUCAUGAUAAGGGGAUGGAUAGGUUCUUUCAGGUUACACUGGAGACGCUGUUAAGGCAUGUGGAUAUUACUCAGCCGAGACCGUUGUUACUUGCUAGUCCGGGCUUCACGGCGGCGGGAUUCCAAAAAUACAUUAUCGAUGAGGCGACGAGGACAGGGAAUAAGGCGGUUUUGUCGAACAAGAGCAAUUUCGUGGUGGUUCAUUCGAGUUCGGGGCAUUUGCACAGCUUGAAUGAGGUCCUCAAGAGCCAGGCGGUGCUGUCGAAAUUAAAGGAUACCAAGUACGCAAAGGAGACCAGCUGCAUGGACGAAUUCAUGACAUUGCUGCGAAAAGACGAUGGGAGAGCUUGGUAUGGACCGACGGAGGUGGAGAAAGCUGUUGAGAAAGGCGCCGUUGGACCAAGUGGAGUACUGCUCAUCAACAACUCACUAUUCCGAAGUCAAGAAAUCGGGACAAGGAAACGAUGGGUGUCCCUGGUGGAUACGGUCAGAGAGGGUGGAGGUGAAGCGAAGAUAUUGAGUAGUGACCAUGAAAGUGGGAAGAGGUUAGAAGGAUUGGGUGGAAUUGCAGCGAUUCUGACAUUUCCAUUGAUGGAUUUGGAUGAGGAUGAAGAGACAGAGGAAGAAGAUACCCCUGAUGGAACAAACGGGGAGCCCAUAAUAUAA